Molecule: messenger RNA, 2193 nt
Organism: Saccharomyces kudriavzevii IFO 1802
Lineage: Eukaryota; Fungi; Ascomycota; Saccharomycetes; Saccharomycetales; Saccharomycetaceae
Gene: SPP382
Product: mRNA splicing protein SPP382
Exons: 1
Coding region: 1-2193 (730 amino acids)
Biological process (GO): spliceosomal complex disassembly
Cellular component (GO): U2-type post-mRNA release spliceosomal complex
Molecular function (GO): nucleic acid binding
Source: RefSeq, a predicted model, not a curated record
AUGGAAAGCAAAACGACCGAGAAAGAAGAAGUAGCUUGCGUUUUAGUGCAUCAUAACAUGGCAGAAUCAGGUUCUGAUGGAAAUAAUAACUUCUUUUUCAAAAGAAGAAGAAUCGAUCCCUGUAAUUACAGCGAUGAGGAAGAGGAGAAGGAUGAUACAUCAAGUCCGAGUAAUGGUAUAGCAUAUAGAGAGGACUCUUUGGAAGGCAUUGAUAACAGCCGCCCAAUGAACUCCAAAUUAACAAAGAAAUAUGGUAUUGGCGCAAAGUUACUUUCGAAGAUGGGCUAUGUUGCAGGGAAAGGGCUUGGUAAGGAUGGCUCUGGUAUAGCUACACCGAUCGAAGCUCAAAGCCGACCCCUGCAUAAUGCUGGUCUGGGGAUGUUUUCGAGAACUAUGAACAGUAACUAUUCCUACGAAGAUGACGAUGAGUUAAGCUCUGAGGAUGAGUUGGCAGAAGGCGCAAGGCAAGUCAAAUUUAACAAAACUUCUACGGAAAUUUUAGGCGAGCCUGCGUUUCAUGACGCUGAUGAUAUAGUCAUUGUGCGAACACUGAGGGAGUUGAGAAUAGCAGAUGUUCAAUUACCUGAUAAGAUUACAAAAGAAAUGAAUUUGCUGAAUAAAGUAUCGAAGUCAAAAAAGGAUGCAUUUAUGAAAACGUUACAAAAACUAUUAGCUAUACAGAAAAGCCUCGAAGUAAUUCGCGAACGAACCCUCCCGUUGGAAUUGCAACUCAGACAGCAUGAUGAACAAAAGGCCCUUCUGUCUGAUUUAGAAGCUAGCUUAAAAGAUGAGAGUAAAGAUCUCUCACUUUUUGACAAGAUUAGUACUAUUUUGAAGUUGUCCGAUGAUGACCUUAUCGAUAGGUUAAUUUCCAGUUUAUUGGACAAAGAAUUAUCGAUAGAUUUGGAUUGGGAUCCUUUAGAAAAACCAAAUAAUAUACUUGACCAAUUGACCCUGAUUGUCGAACUACUAGCAUAUAGGAUGGAUACGGCAUCGAAGUUCUUGAACAGGACACAAACAACUCUUUUUAAAAUAAUUUACCCCAAGCUUGAGAAGUUUUGGAAAGAAUUUGAUCUGACUAAACGGAAAAUUGACUAUACCAUUGCUUUAUUAUUAGAUUUUGAACAAGUGCUGAAUUUUAUUGAAUGUAAACAACAUAUUAUGGAGAAAUAUAUUUAUCCAAAACUGUUGCAGUCGCUGGAUAAUUGGAAGCUUCAAGAUGAAGAGAAGUUUGUUUCACCAAGAAUUUGGGCUCUAGAUUUUAUGGUUCUGAUUGAUGAUAAGAUCAGGGAUGUUCUUGUGAACAAGAUCGAAGCCAAAUUUCUCUCAUAUUGCCAAAAUUGGUACCAUAGGGAACCACUCUGUAUAUCUAACGCGGACAUUAUAUUCAUCAGAGAGCUUUUGUGCGAGAAAACCUAUUAUAGAAUUUUAUGCAAGGAGUUUCUUCCUAAAUUCAUAGACGUGCUAUGGGAAAGCCAUAAUGAUCCCAUAUUUGAAUUGGAGGAUUGGAAAGAAGAACAACAGAGUGGGGAAAAAGAUUCAGGAUUUUUCUAUUUCAUGAAAAAAUUGAGAAGAUAUGCGCAUUAUUUUCAUCCUAAACAGUAUCAAUUGCUGUUACGGGGAACGUUCAAUAACAUUAAUAAAAUCCUUUAUCAGUGGCACCUUUACAGCACAGUGGAAGACUUGCAUAAGUCCAAAUGGUGGCUUAAUUGGUUGAUUAAUGUGAUGUUUGAAGAUUCCCUACCAACAGAAGUAGAAUUAUUGGAAGUCAGAAAAAGUUAUGAAAUAUUUGCCAUGUCCGAAAGAUUUUGUGUUGAUAAAUCCGUACUGGAUGAAGAUUUCGAUUUGGACGAGAGUUUGCGAAAUUUAAUGGAAGUACAAGUAAUCGACGACAAUACAAAAACUGGAAAAGAACCUGUUUAUACUGUACAAAACAUUCCACUUACGAAGGUUACUAACUCAUUUAAGGACGUGGUUGAAGACUACUGCCUGGAAAAGGGUUAUUUAAUCAGUAAAAUACCAAAUAGAUAUACUCAACUGCCAUAUGGACAAGAUCAAGAUAGCGUGGUUCCUUUGUUUGAGAUCCGAAACGGAAAGAGAACAGUAGAUGUGGCUUUAAAGCACGAUGUCCUUUGGCUGGAGGAUACCAAUGGGACGUUCCAACCAACUUACUUAUGGGCGCUUAGUUUUUAA